AUGAGUGAAAUAGUGGAGAAAAAAAAAUGCGGAAGAAAAGCUGCAGUUUCUAUGGAGAAAAUAGAAGAAGUGUUAACAAGUAAUGAGAUUAAAAUUUUAGACGAAAAUGAACAAGUGUUAAAAGAAAAAAAUGACGGUUGGGAAAAGGCGUUCGAUUUAUUGAAGCCGUAUGGUGAAACGAGUCACCACAAUUUAUAUUUAAAAUUAAGAUUAAAACUUAAAACGGAUAAAAAGAUGUUGGAACGUUUAAAACCCUUCUGUACCGUGGCAAAUCCAACGAAGAAAAUUAAAAUGAGUAAUGAAACAGAACAAAUCGAAGAAGAAAAUAAACAGUCAAAUGGACAGUCAAAUGGAGUAAUAAUUAAUUGUGAUUGUGAUUAUGAUGAUAUGGGAGCCUUGCACUCUCUCAAAGGAAAUGUCGAGUUUUAUGCAAUGAUACAUGAAAUAUCCUUAAGUCCUUUCCAUGUCAUAUAUUUUUGGCCUGAACAAGUAUCAACAAUAUAUAAAAAUGAAUGUGAAGCAAUACAAGUGAUUUGUACAGAAUUGAUUGACAUACAACCCUUUGAAACGCAAUUCUACAAAAGUAGUGGCAUUCUCCAAGUAUCAAUAGUUGGACUUAUUGAUGACUCCUGCAUAACACCCCUUUACCAAGUAAUAACAGAGCAGAGAAGCAAUAAUUUCAUAAAUUACAUUUUAUGCGAAUGGUUCAAGACAGGCUUUGAUCCUCCAAGUGAAUUAAUCGUGCCGCCUAACGUUGCUUUCAUUGAGGGAGCAAUAAGUGCACUGAAUAGUAACUACAGCAUUGAGAAAUAUAUUGAUGAAAUCAUUAAUCAUGUGAAAGUGAAUAGUGAUCUACCAGCUUGUCACAUAAGAGCUAAUUUUCUACCAGUUAUAACAUACAUUUUAAAAUAUUUUGAAAAUGACCAUGCAUUAAUUGGAGAACUCUACUCAAAAGUUUUUAUUCUAAUGCUAAUAACUACAAACAUUGAGGAGCUAUGGGUGAUAAUAAAAAAAACAUUUGUUGUAUCAAGUACUCCAUUAAAAAAUCAAGAAGUGACAAAUUCAAUUCAGUCUUUAUUUAACAUGAUAAAAGAUAAUGCAUUAGUUGACGACAUUUUCAAGUUAUGUGGGUGCAAUACUUCUCGUUAUGACUCUGAAAUUGACUCAAUGUUAACCAAAAUCAGUUGUACAAAAAUGGAAGAUUUGAUAAACAGUCUAGUGAUAUGUGAAUCAGAAUCAACAGUUGAUGAUUUUCAGUAUUUACCUAAUUCUUAUUGUAAUGAAGAAUUCAGUGUGUUAUUCAAAAAUGUACUUACUUUCUUACCAUUUUUCUUUAUGCAUCAUAAAAGUGAAUAUGAUGUAAGAAAACAUGUGGAAAAGCUUGACCUCAAGUCAAAAUAUUAUUCACUUUUAAAAGAUGAGAUUGAUAGUAACGCAUUAAAAAUUCAGAAUUUAUCAAUACGAGUAGACAAAUUUAUCAUACACCACUCAAACCUCAUCAAGUCACUUUCUGAAGUAUGCAGAGAAAGAUUAGCAGUGACAUCAAAAUCUAAAAACUCCAAAAAUUAUGCUAAAAGAACAGAUGUCAAAUUCAAUGCUUACUCAUAUUUGAAUUUAUGUGAAAACUGGGGAGGCCAUGGAGAGGAAAAGCAAAUUCCAGAUAAAUUUCAGGAUGAUGCUUCAUUAGAUUUGUCAGUUAUAAGAAUCACUGAACUGCUAGAUAAAUCAGAUAACAAACAGAAGGAGGUGGUUGGAGAAGAUGGUGCUGAAAAUGACGAAGAUCUCUCGAUUGUCAUCGAGAGAUCUUAUUUUAAUUUAGAUAAAGAUGAUCUAAUUGAAAAAAAUUAUAAUAAAAUAAUAAUAAUUGAAAUGUUGAGUAGAAGAACAAAUUUAUUCCAUGAUCAUAUUGUACAGAUUGAUAUCAAUAUGUGCGAUCAAAAAAGUUUAACGAGAACGUAUCAUAUAGAACAAUGUUUAUUAUUAAUUUAUAAUUAG
This is a messenger RNA of Parnassius mnemosyne (clouded apollo), 1995 nucleotides long. The record is from the annotation of a GenBank genome assembly. NCBI's taxonomy places the organism in Eukaryota, Metazoa, Arthropoda, Insecta, Lepidoptera, Papilionidae.